Ictalurus punctatus (channel catfish) is the source of this 1790-nucleotide messenger RNA. RefSeq names its product phosphatidylinositol glycan anchor biosynthesis, class P (gene pigp). Bases 648 to 1040 code for a protein of 130 amino acids. The record is from RefSeq and is a predicted model, not a curated record. Gene Ontology annotation, biological process: GPI anchor biosynthetic process. Lineage: Eukaryota; Metazoa; Chordata; Actinopteri; Siluriformes; Ictaluridae. Gene Ontology annotation, molecular function: phosphatidylinositol N-acetylglucosaminyltransferase activity. The transcript is spliced from 4 exons.
ACUCCAUUUCUGAGCUAUGAAGAGUCGAUUCCGCGCCGUGAACUUCAUUCAGCUCCAGUUCACACACCCUCUGUCUCCCUGUCUAUCUGUCUGUCUCCCUGUCUAUCUGUCUGUCUGUCUCUGUCUCUCUCUCUGUGUCUGUCUGUCUGUCUGUAGUGUAGUGUAGUGUAGUGCUGUAUUGUUGUGGUGUUGUAGUGCUGUGGUGCUGUAUUAUUGUGGUGUUGUAGUGCUGUGGUGCUGUAUUGCUGUAUUGUUGUGAUGUUGUAUUGUUGUAUUGAUGUGAUGCUGUAUAGUUGUGGCGAUGUAGUGCUGUGGUGAUGUAUUGCUGUAUUACUGUGGUGCUGUGGUUCUGGUCCAAACCAACAGAUGGCAGUAAGCAGCACUGAAAGACUCUGAACAACUGGAAAAAACAAGUGAAGGACACUUGAGACAGGGAAGUACUGACUGUGUUUAUUGUAUUUUGUGAAAAUGUCGACAUAGUGAAUUUGAGUUAGACUUUAAGCAGCGUUAUAGCUAAAAUAAAUAAAUAGUAGUAUAGCAGCAUUUGUUGUUUUGCCAGGAUUUGUCGCGAUAACAAGCCUACGAGUACACUGCUGAAAUGUGAAUUAUGCUAGUUAUCUGAGUUCCAGGUUUCAUUGUUGUACAUCAUGGUAGAAAAUUCUCCCUCACCUGUACCUGAGAGAGCCAUUUAUGGAUUUGUCCUCUUCAUGGGCUCCCAGUUUGCUUUCUUGCUGUAUUUAGUUUGGGCAUGUGUUCCUGAGACCUGGCUCCAUGCUGUUGGCUUAACCUACUGGCCUCAGAAGUAUUGGGCUCUUGCGUUACCGAUUUAUCUGCUGGUUACUUUGACCAUGUGUUUUGUGGUGCUGUUCGGAGUCAACAUGAUGAACACUGCUCCGCUGGGUUCUGUGGACAACGUCACAGAUCGUUUUGCUAAGGCUCAGCUUCAGGAUGCAGACCAGAAAGGGGCCAUACCUCGACUGCGAGAUCUGUCCAUUAGUGAAGUCAACCAUCGUUUCUACCUCACACGGAAUGACCUCUGAGACCCCAGACCCUGGCAGUGAGACGCAGUUUCCUUGCAUGAUGCCUCGUGUUCUCCAAAUUUCUGAUCUGCAUUGAUCCAUAUAGAUGACCAGCAUCCCAAAUUGCUUUUCAUCGGUCCUGGCUUUGGGAGUUUGCCGAGGUUUUAGACGCACCUUUUCCAUCACUCACUCAUGACAGGACAGACAUUUGACUUUAAGGUGAACCCUCAGUGUAAGGUAUGGUAAACACAUGACCCUCAGAGGUGGAACCUAAUCAUGGCACUGAGCAGUGGGGAAAAGUGCUGAACAACUCCAGAGGUUGAAGGACUUCACAGUCUGAUGGAGAGGAAGUAAAAGUAGGAGUGUAAUGGCAGUGUGAGAACCUUUUUGUGUCAUCAAAAAAAUAAAUGUGUAGCUAAACUUGUCUGUUUUCUUAUUGGUUACGUUUGCUUAUUGAUAGAGCUGUUCUCAGAACUUUCAGAGAUUUCAGAAUGCUGUCUGGAUCUUGUACUUUGUGAACUAAUAUUAUUUUAUUUACAGUCAUAAUUAUUUAAAAUGAUUAAUAAAAAAAAGUCAAUUCUGUACAAAAGCCUUUGAGGUUUAAUUUAUCUCUUCUCCAUCGUUUAAAAAAAAAUAAAAGUAGAAAAAUGUAAAUGCUACAGAGAAAGUUUUGUAUACAGUUAGAUUUAUUAACACUACAGUUCUCAGGGGUCUGUGAUGUAUAUGCUGGGGGUCCCUGACUGUGUUGCUUUAUUAAAAUCACAACUGCUA